Messenger RNA from Beta vulgaris subsp. vulgaris (sugar beet), 2380 nucleotides. RefSeq names its product heterogeneous nuclear ribonucleoprotein 1. The coding region runs from base 292 to 1713 and encodes 473 amino acids. The record is from RefSeq and is a predicted model, not a curated record. The transcript has 5 exons. Gene Ontology annotation, molecular function: RNA binding. Lineage: Eukaryota; Viridiplantae; Streptophyta; Magnoliopsida; Caryophyllales; Amaranthaceae.
UAUUAAAAGCAGAAGUGGAAUUAACCAAAGAAAUAUAGAAAAAAGGGAGAGAAAGAAGAGAAAGAAAGAGCCUUGUAGAGGAUGACCUCAUCCUCUCUUCUUCUCCUUCUUAUCAUUCCUCUUCUUAGAUCUUAGUUUUCGCAUCUGGGUUCCUUCAAACGGAAUCCUAGAUUGAUAUAUACACGAUCCGAUGUCCCUCAAUUGAAUUGAACAAUACCCAACUUUUGGUUGAUCAGAAUUAUUACUGGGUUCUGUUCAUUUCUCAUAAAAAAAGAAAAAAAAGAAAAAAAAAUGGAAUCGGAUCUUGGUAAGCUUUUCAUUGGUGGGAUCUCAUGGGACACGGAUGAAAGUAGGCUUAAGGAGUAUUUUGGUCAGUAUGGAGAAGUAGUGGAGGCUGUUAUCAUGAGGGAUCGUAUCACAGGUCGUGCCCGUGGCUUUGGUUUUAUUGUGUUUGCGGAUCCUGUUGUUGCGGAGAGAGUUGUGAUGGACAAGCACAUGAUCGAUGGCCGAACAGUUGAAGCAAAGAAAGCAGUCCCAAGGGACGAUCAACAGAUUCUGAGUAGAAACAAUAAUAUCAUACAAGGAUCUCCUGGUCCUGGACGUACCAAAAAGAUUUUUGUAGGUGGUUUAGCUUCAACAGUUACAGAGAGUGACUUCAAGAAGUACUUUGAUCAGUUUGGUAUCAUCACGGAUGUUGUGGUAAUGUAUGAUCACAACACCCAAAGGCCAAGAGGGUUUGGGUUUAUUACUUAUGAUUCAGAAGAUGCUGUUGAUAGGGUGUUGCAUAGAACUUUCCAUGAACUUAAUGGAAAAAUGGUUGAGGUAAAGCGGGCAGUACCAAAAGAGCUGUCCCCUGGCCCCAGUCGCAGCCCCCUAGUAGGAUACAACUAUGGUAUGAGUAGGGCUAGCAACUUCAUUAAUAAUUAUGCUCAAGGAUACAAUCUUAACUCCAUUGCAGGAUAUGGUAGACUUAAUCCACUUGUUACUGGUAGAACUGGGCUUCCUCCAUUUGCUAAUCCUGGAUAUGGAAUGAGUAUGAAUAUGGAGCCAGCAUUGACUGCUGGCUAUGGUGGUAACUCUAAUUUCAGCAACAACCAGGGUUACGGUCGUGUAUUGGGACCUUUUUAUAGCACUGGCAACUCAAGUAGGUACAGCACUCCUAUUGGGUAUAAUGUGGGUAAUACAAGGGGUGAUUCAAUGGCAAACUCGACAUCAAGAAAUGUAUGGGGAAAUGGGUCUUUUAACAAUCCUCAAAAUCCCCCCAGUCCUGGUGCUUUUUUGGGAUCUGGUAGUGGAAACUUUGGAGUCUCAUUCGGAAAUAGUGGAGCCAACUGGGGCUCAUCUCCUGCCACAUCCCAAGGUGGAGGUAAUGGUUCUGGAUAUAGCAGUGGGAAUCUUGGGUAUGGUUUUGGUGAUAGUUAUGGGUUGGGAGGUGGAGGUUAUGGAAGAACUCAUACUACUGAUGCAGCUCCGGCAUCUACAUUUGCCUCAUCAACAGGUGGUUUUGACACAUCUUAUGGGGAGCUAUAUCGUGGUGGAUCAGGGUACGGUGAUUCAACAUGGCGUUCUACUUCUCCAGAGCUCGAUGGAUCCAGUUCAUUUGGUUUUGGUCUCGGCAAUGCAGCUACAGAUAUUGCUUCUAGAACUUCUGACGGUCUAAUGGGAAGCUAUAGUUCAGCAAAUAGACAAGCAAAUAGAGGAAUUGCUGCAUAGAAGACUUCAAUUGAACAGCAGAUGGUAACUGUUAGGAUCCAGAAAGUCCAGCUAAACACUUUAGACUGUGUGAGUUCAUACAUUCCCUCGUUAAUAAAUAUCGGCUUAUAAGGAAAUUCAGCAUACGGUAGUAACAGGGAUUUUGUCUCAGCAUAUCUUGAAUGGUCUUUUUUCGGAUAAGGUCUGAGACUUCAACUUUUUUCUUUUCUUCUUUCUUUGAAGUUAGGUUAUUGGCGUUUGGUUGAGCUGUAAAAUCAGAUUGCGGGAUAUACUCAAAACGCUCAUUCAAGAUAGUUUGUCAGUGCACGAUAAGUGAGGGAGCGAGCGAUAGUAUAUCAGACAUAGAUCAGUGUUUUCUUCCGUUUUUUUUUUUGUUUUUAUAAUUUUUUUUCCCGUUUAACAUGCUGUAACGACUAGCUAGUCGAAUUUCUGUACUCAUUACGUAUAUUUACUAUUUUGUCCUCAGAUUGUAUGCAUGAGGUGUUCUUUUGAUUUCAUAGUGUGAAACAUUAGAGGGAUACCCAUCUAGGGUUCCCAUUAAAUAAGCUUACUGGAUACUCAAUAUUCAUUUGUGUUUGAAUAUGUAAUGUUGUUGAAACAAACAAUUUUAAUUGUGUAUUGAUGAAAUGGAGGUUAUGAGGUUAUGAUCACCUUUUUUCCCCUCUCA